CCACAGGUCGCAUUUACGACAGCGUACGACGCAGACUCCACGCAUCAUCCCAAAACAGGACACGCACAAGGUGUUGCCGUCUGAAGAGCGACUGAACUUCCGCUAGAGAAGCAAAUCGCUGAGAAGACCCGUUUCGCAUCUCUGAAAAGCGCAUCCGGCACUCAGAUGGCCAGCAACAACACCGCCAGCAUAGCUCAAGCCAGGAAGCUGGUGGAACAGCUGAAAAUGGAGGCCAACAUCGACCGAAUAAAGGUGUCCAAAGCAGCAGCGGACUUGAUGGCGUACUGCGAAGCCCACGCCAAGGAAGACCCUCUACUGACCCCGGUUCCAGCUUCAGAAAACCCCUUUAGAGAGAAGAAGUUCUUCUGUGCAAUUCUGUAAGCCCCCCACGAGUCUGGCACGCACUCGGGCCACUCCGAACACUGAUGUAGCGUUUUUAGCAAUGUGGACCACUUUCUAGUCCACAGAAUUAAAAUAAUAAUAAUAAUAAUAAUUGAAAAGGCCUGGAAGCUCCAGAGAUGUGCAUGUUUAAAUCGACUGGUCACCUUUUGGGGGAAUAAGAUAAUCUACAUCGUGAGGCUGAAGAUCUGAGGUCUGCAGAGUUGCCGAGAGAGAGAAAAAUGUCAUGAUUCCAUUUGUGUUGCGUUUCUGCUCACAACCCCCCACCCCCAAUAAACACACACCCUUGUUUGGCUGUUUCCUAUUUACAAAAAGACCCUUGUGCUGAGCAAGGUAAAGGCUGAAGUUGUGUCUAACCUUACUGGAAUGAUUAGCAUUGGAGUUUUCCAAAUAAUACCCUUAUUUAAGUUGAAUUGUCAAAUAUCACCCUUACAGCCUAGAUUACGAUUCUGUUAAUGGCCAGUCUUGUGCUUCUUUUGUUUUGGUUUUGCAUUAGAGUAGCUCAGACAUGGAUGGGAUUGCUCACCAAGAUAACAAAUUAAAUGGUUUAGCAAGGGCUUGGUCAAUGAUACUUCACAUCUGCAGUACAAACACUGUCUGUGUGUUUCUAGCAACCUAUUACCACGAUUUCUAACACUUGUGUAUGGUAGCUUCAAUUCUGCAAGUAAAUCAGGUGUUGUGAUUGGUGCUUCAUAUUUUUGUGACGAUUUUUUAAGUAAUAGCGCAUGGAAAAUGUCCCUACCUUCAAUCCAUUUAGAAACUUCUAUUCUUUGAAGCCACAUGUUGGUGGAAGAAGCUGUAGAGAGAAAACAAAGGAUGUUCUGACAGCAAAGAGAAACUCCUCUAAUGCCUUAGAUGUGCCUGAAAUACCUCUCCUAGGGUUGCCAGCUAUGCCGAAGCCUAUUCCUGAAAUCAGAACAGUUUGUACUGGGAAUUUAGAUUCAAACAGAUCCUUGGAAGACCUGGGGAAAAACUAGUAAGAAAUACAGUAUACAUUUAUUUUGAUCAAGUUUUCUCUGGUCUUCCCCUACACUUGUGCCUCUUCUCUUUACCCCUAUUUCUCAACAUUCAUGUCAAUCGAUAUUUACUUUUUUCAUAGCAGCAUGUCUGCUCUGAACCAUGUCCCUUAAGCAGUGUGACUGAACCGGCUGCCCAGCUGCUGAGCCAAGCACAGCAUCAUUCAGAAGGGGCCUCGGGCCACAAGCUUAUACUAGCCCCCUCUUCCGCUUCCCCCUCCCCACUCCUCUGCUUUCACUGUGUGGCCCUCGGUGGGGAUCUUUUCCCAGAUCUCUUGGCCCUUCACCCAAUGUUUAUAAAAUUCCCUGUGCCACUGAAUCUGUGCGCUGUUUUCAAUCUCCCCUUUCCCAACCGAUUCUUCAGAAAAUGCUUUUCAUAACAGAAGGGCCGGAGCUCUCUCGACCCAAACAAUGGCAUCAGGCAGAGGGCUUGUGAUUAUAAUAGUGAGAGGACUCCUUACCGAAGAACAAAGGGUGAUGGAUCAACCACUGACGUGUUGGCAGCAAUGGGGGGAUUCCUAUUAUCUAGGCACUAACUAUCCAGCCCUUUGAGCUCCUGCCACGUAUUGCUCGCUGCUUUCGCAUCCCGUCGUGAAACAAAACAGGUGGGAAGAAAAUAGGGUGAGGCUUUAAAUAGAGCAGCAAACCAGCAGGGGUAUAUGGAAACAACAUGCAUCUAACAGCUUAAGGUGGAAGCUUGCACCUCACUCGUGCUGUGAAUGUUAAGGGUUUGGCAUGUCUCCGUUAAAGCCUCCUGGGUGGAUAAGGCAAUCAGAAAGAUGUAGAGGUGGUUCCCUAUCCAAUCACCUGAGCCCUGCUGAUCAGAGCAAAGCCAAACCUCUGGUGUCCUGAUAGGAAAGUCCAAGGCCAUGUGAAACUGAUGAAUUUGUUUCAUCGGCUUCAGGAAACUUGCCAGAACCAGAUGGAGAGAGGGCAGAGAAACCCACAGGCUACAAAGGUAUCCAUCUGAACACUAUAAAAACCUACUAUGUCAGGUGGAGGCUAAGAACAUCUGAAAUUGACCCAUAAGGAGCUUUUAGAUCUGGGUUACAGGAUCAGGUGCAGUAUGUGAUACAAAACAGGAAAGGCAAAGCCUAUCUUGAGGAGAUGGAGUGCUGUUAAAAUGUCGUUAUGGCCUUUG
Pelodiscus sinensis (Chinese soft-shelled turtle) is the source of this 2556-nucleotide messenger RNA. NCBI's taxonomy places the organism in Eukaryota, Metazoa, Chordata, Testudines, Trionychidae. The record is from RefSeq and is a predicted model, not a curated record.